GUUUCUGUAACAAUUGCAAGCACACAAAUUUACACGUGUGGGACCACCAGAAGUUUCUAAAUCAGCAACAUGGAGGGAGGUGAUCAUCAUGAGGAGGUACCCCAAGCGAUUGUCCCGCCAGAAAUCACUGAAAAACAACCAUCCGAAGUUGAAGAAAAAGCAUGAAGAAUCACUAGCAGCACUGACUGAUUCAAUUUUAGACGAUGAUCUCGUAGUUAUUCCGAGUCAAACAGAAGUCCAACAGCAGGAGUCGGCGGCAGCUGAACAGCUAGACACCGAACAGCCAGAUACCGUCGUUCCAUCGGAGCCCUCUCCUCCCGCGGAGCCUGAGCCUCAGGCGGCGAUUCCUGAAAGCGAACCGUCACAACCUGCACCUGAAUCUGAACUUAAACUUGAACCUCAACCUGAAAGCGAACCUCAAUCUAAACCUCAACCUCAACCCGAACUUCAACCCGAACCUGCGCCUGCCCCUGCCCCUCAACAUAAACCUCAAUCUGAACCUACCCAAAGCCAAAGUCAGUCUGUCGACUCUGUCCCUCCAGCUCCACCACAGCCAAAUCCAGAGCCAAGCAUCAAGCCCGCUCGUCCAGCUUCAGCUACAGUUAGAACAGCAUCAAAAGCAAUCAAAGGGCCCAUGGAUAUGGCUGUAGUUGAAGAAGAUGAUGAUGAUAUUGAAGAUGAGACAUUGACAGAGAGACUGGUCGGCCUCACCGAGAUGUUUCCGCAGACCUUGUGUACGGUCGCAGGCGUGACAUUCAGUCUGUCGGUCAGCAGCAUGAAGAAGCUCUUUAAUUUCAGCCGGAGCGCCCUCUGGAUCGGCAGUACAUCAUUCAUGCUCCUCAUCUUGCCGAUCAUCUUUGAGACGGAGAUGGUGCACAUGGAACAGGCCCAGAUUCAGAGACAGAAGCAGAUAUUACUUGGACCUAAUGCUGCCUCAGCCGGCGGAAUGACGGGAGGUCUAACGCCCCCUAUACCGGGGGUCUCGGUGGCUGCACCCCCUCCUGGAGCCAGAUAGUCUCUACUAUGCAGAGACAGGUUUUAGAA
Molecule: messenger RNA, 1044 nt
Organism: Strongylocentrotus purpuratus (purple sea urchin)
Lineage: Eukaryota; Metazoa; Echinodermata; Echinoidea; Camarodonta; Strongylocentrotidae
Product: protein TsetseEP-like
Exons: 3
Coding region: 89-1015 (308 amino acids)
Biological process (GO): intracellular protein transport
Cellular component (GO): mitochondrial outer membrane
Source: RefSeq, a predicted model, not a curated record